AUGCUAAACCAGCCACAAGACCCGCUGGAGCGAAGAAGAUUACAAAACCGGCUUUCCCAGAGGAACCACCGCCGAAAGAUUAGAGAACGAAUUGCAAAGCUUCAAGAGCGAGUUAUUGCGAACGAGCUUAGGGCUGCCGCUGUUCUCCACGGAUGGGAUCAAGGAUACAAUACCGGAUACAGCACUUCGACAUUCCCCACAAGGCCGUAUUCGGGCUUUAGUGAACAGCAUCUCGGCUUUACUUCUCGAGACAUCUCCCCCAUGAGCCCAGAGCAAAAUGUUACAUUCAUGCCUCAUUUCGCACCUCACUCAACUCAAUCAUGGCCCACCGACCCGAAUGCGUUCCAACCGCCCCAAAUUUGUAACGGAGAUAUGUCUCACUUUGCGGGAAUCGGUUCUCCCACCACGGUAACUCCAUCGACUGCUAUUUCAUCGUCAUCAAACAAUGUCAUAUCUACUGCUAUAUCCCCGCCCAGCGUCGGGUUUGGUGGCAAUACAAUCCACGAACCGGAGAUUGCAGGAGACUGCCGGCUUCAAGAACAUCUGCCCCAAUCAGUGACCCAGCCAUCAUAUUACGUCGUCACUGAAGCGGCUCUGCCUCAAGUUCUCCAAGUCAUCAAUAUAAUGUCACCUCAAUCAAAAGUCAUCGUACUUGUCCCUCCGGAAUCUUCAAAUUCUAUUUCAGCUGGCAUACCAAUAAUGCCCCCAUCCAGCCCCUAUUAUGGAGAAAACUUCAAAGUGCCAGGGGAAGAUUUACCACCACUGCAAACGUCACAAAAUUUGAGCUGCCUCUGCUAUCCCCAUACUGCUCAAACUGGUUCGCCAGCAGAGUCAUCUCCCAGAGCAAGGAUCGGUCCUGGAGUAUACGCAACAUGUCCACUUCACAAAGUGGCACUCUCGAAUUUUUCAAGUGGAGGUCUUCCUACUAGAAUGUUGUGA
Messenger RNA from Penicillium salamii, 939 nucleotides. Lineage: Eukaryota; Fungi; Ascomycota; Eurotiomycetes; Eurotiales; Aspergillaceae. The record is from the annotation of a GenBank genome assembly.